GAAGAAGACGAAUAAGGAACAAGAGGAACUACCGCAACGGAUGCCGGAGGUCAUGAUCCUGCAGAGCUCUGGUCGUGGCAGCAUGCGGUCUGAACCUGAAGAACACAACGGCGACAGCGAUGCAAAAAAUCCGAGUUCAUCCAUCGGUGACAGAGAGGACGAGACCAGCCGCAUCACAUCUGCAAUGAAAGCCCCACCUUCCUCUGAGCGUCUUCUCGAGGCUCUCUACUAUUCCUACAUUCACGGGCUAGUUCUUGCCGGUGGCAAGACCAAUGCGGCCUUUGAACUCUGGGAUGCCAUGCGAUGUCAGGAUUUCCUUUCGAGUCCGCGGUCCGCCGCGGUACUGCUGCAGGCCUACGCAGGGGAAGUCCGGUACUAUAGAGGAGUAAGAAAGACCGGGACGUCGAAUCAACGAUCAAGUGGCGCAAACAGUUCUCGCACGAACACUUCGUUCCAACUUAUUGGGGAAGAAGCAGCUGCAGCUACACCUACAACAACCAGAGAAGACGAAAUCUCCUCUGCGUCUGCUGCUCCCGAAAUCAGCCGGGCCAUUCGCGUUUUCUGUGCGACCGUUGGCCUGGAUAACCCCGAAGAAGAGGAUGUUGGCAUUGACUCCGCCAACACGCAUCAAGGACGAGGGCACUUCUCAAGAAGGUCAACGAAUUGCAGCCCACUUACACUGUGGCUAAACACGACCCUGAGCAUGAGUUUACCCACACUGAGAAUAAACGAAAAUCACCUGUCCCUUCUGGAGCAUUUGUUCAGUGUCCUCAGCGCGGAGAAAAUGCUGCUGAAACCCCUGGUGUGCUGCUACUUACGGUUUGUGCAAAUAGCAGGAGCGAGUUGCAGAAAUUCGGAUCGUUCCCUGUCGGGUCGCAGUCGAACGAGAAGGACUUGUGCUUCGUCAAAUGAGGUUGCUUCUGGAAGGGACAGUACCAGUCGAGCACCCCACGCCCAGAAAGCGUUCGACGUGGACUGCAAAAUUGCAACCCGGGACCUACUACCAGCGCUGGCGCGGCAUUGUGAACAGCAACAAGCGAGUACGACAUCAAGCGGGAGUAAAAAUUCUUGCGAGGACUUGCAGCAGAUGGCCAUGAAGCUGUGGCGGCUUGUGAGAGGGGUGCGGAUGAAAGAAAAUACACAGCAGCGCCAAAAAGAUUUUCUCGCGCACAAAAAGGAGGCCCACGACUACAUGGGUCCUUCCCUUGAUUCUUUGAGGCCUGUGCCUCCGGCGGCCAUUUCCCCGAUGGUGACGUCGCUCGCGUUUGCGGUGUCCUGUCUGGUGCGGUGUUUUCAGCAGCAGAAGCUGGAGAUCAUGAAGACCAACCACGAUUUCUUACAGCCCUUUGGAAAGAACAAUACGGCACAAGACGAUAACGAUAAUGCAGAUGCUCUCGAGCGCAAUCUCCGAAAAUUUUGGCAAUACGCGAGAGAAGCGGUUGCCAAGGACCUGAGCGAUUUCGACAACUCUUUCCAAAUACUGAAGCAACGCGACGAAAUGCGACGAGCGGAAAAUGAACGCCAAACCGACGACGCGCCCUUGCGUCACUUUGCGGCCUCAGCCGCGAGGCAGGCCCGAACUCGCCUGCGGGAAGGACGUGAGGACAAAGACAAUCCACGAACUGAGAGCGGUUUUCUUGGUAGCAGCGGUCGUGAAAAAGGUGGAGCCGAAAUAUCAAAGAUUGACCACCUCCGCGAUGAAGAACUGCAGGUGAGCGACAUUCUUUUGUCGUGUACUAGCGCGGACGGCACGAUGUGGUCCUCAUCUCCAUCGCGACGCAACAAGAGCAAGACUGAUGUGGUCGAGAGAAGCCUGUCAUCAACACGGUCCGCCUCAAGCUUAUUUUCUUCGCCAAAACAAGCGACCUUGUACGCCAGUGUCUGGGCGGGAGGUGGAUAUGGAUUGUAAAAAGUGUUUGGGUCUGGAAGGUUGGAACUUGUAAUGCUAGCGUUCCAUACGUAGAAAAUCUGUAUUGCAUAACCGGCAAAAGUCGCGGCCUCUUUUGUACAUGCAAAGACGCAGUUUCUCAUCCGGAUUGACUAUGAGAAAGCGUUCUGGAAAGUUGUCAUGCUGGGUUGCAUUCGGGACUGUAUCUAUCGCGCAUCACAAGUUUCCAGACCCAGGCAUAUUUGCAUUUGAUAGUGGAAGCGGUACAACUACUACACCAGUUAUUUCAACAAGGUGUCCGGUUCUAGAAGAUGAAGGGCGAGGGACGACAGUGGACAACUUUUCACGUGCAGUUGCUCGGGACGAUCUCUUUCAACACCGGUAUAAAAAUUACCCACAUGAUGGCUUCGCCUUCUCCCCGCACACCAGCAGCCAAGAUCAUUCCAUACCACGGCCAGAUGAACUCCGCGACCAGUUGCAGACCGUGAUUUUCGGGAUUUCCAGUUUGACAAACAGUCUCCUUUCGCAUUACGUGCAGAUGCAACAGAUCGAGGACGGGUUGGAAUUGCUGCUGACCUGGACGAAAAGCGGGGACUGCGUUUCGACCUUCUUUUCUUGCACGACUGGGAAAAAUGAUUCCGGGUGGACCACAAUCGGCAAAGAAGCUGCGAAUAGUAGUUGUCGUCUCCGCGAGAAGGACGAAAAGAAAGAUGAGAACAGGAUCCCCCCUAGUUGUACAACUAGUAACGUGGUCAAGAUCCCGCCGUCUCUCUUCUCCUAUCUGUGCUUUUUCCGUUAUUUUCAGAAAAACGAGAUGCUCCGUCGCUUCCAGCAGUUAUGGGAUUUAGCGACGAAAUUUUCAACCACGUUCGACGACCUCGCGGAGCUGCGAAAACUGCUGCAGAGGAAGGUGCAGGAAAUGGAAGAAGCUGCGAUGAUCAUAUGCACUGCAAAAGUUAUCUCGUACUGGGUCUGGGAGUCAUCGCAUCACAAAUUUAAGUAGUCAACAGCAUCAAAUAUGGAGUUUGUCAUGCUUAGUCACCUCAGGAACGACAACGAGCACAUGUCGUACCUUGCAUGAAGAUUGCAAGUUGGUGUACGAGUGCGAUGCUUUUGCACAGGAUAUGCGCCGAAUGGGACAGACACCCUUGGCAGGAAUCACAAGCACGUUGCCCACGGAGAACUGCAGAAGACGUCCAACCCCAGCGAGCAACAGCAAGGACCGCAACUCCGCGAUUUGAAGAAAGCUUCCCAGCGGAUUGAUCGGCUAUUCCACGAGAUCCGUGCGCUGGCUCUAGACGUGGGCGAGUUCGAUGCGGUUUUCUGCCGAGAGGUGAAAGCAAGAUUUGACAAUCUCGGAUGAGCCGCAGACUUCUUUAUCGAUGACACGAGUAUCCCACUUAAACAUCGAUGAAAUUUCUUCUACUAAGGCAUAGAUUAACUAUUGGCAAGACGAAAUAGCAGGUCAAGGACUCGCAUAAUCGCUUUGCGAAGUGUGAACUUCUACGGCAUGAAGUGCAAGCGUGGGAGGAAGGUAGAAGAAAGGCAAUGAUGUCGAUGUUCUACUGCCGUCUCUGCCUUAUUUCGACGUGUUUGAGCUUAUCUUCGCACGCCUUUCUGUGUGAAUCAAGUAUGGUAAAACGCCUCUUGUGGCCAGGAACAGAUUUUAUUUGACAAAGUUGAUAUAAAGCAAAGCUAGACUUGAAGAGGGACCACCAGCUGGGAAUCUUCAUUUUCCAUGAACGAUAUCAAAAUGAAGAAUACUAUGCAAGGAUGAGUUCCAUGUAACAUUUUGAUCCGACCGACCGAUCCGAAACUGCCCCCUUGUCUUUCCCGGAUAGGUACUAGGGUAACACGGCCCUUGAGAACUGCAGCUGUACUUACAAGUCACCCUAUUGGGGAAAUAGCACGCGCUGGCUUUUUGCCUCAAUCCCG
Molecule: messenger RNA, 3823 nt
Organism: Amoebophrya sp. A120
Lineage: Eukaryota; Dinophyceae; Syndiniales; Amoebophryaceae
Source: the annotation of a GenBank genome assembly